Molecule: messenger RNA, 437 nt
Organism: Tinamus guttatus (white-throated tinamou)
Lineage: Eukaryota; Metazoa; Chordata; Aves; Tinamiformes; Tinamidae
Source: RefSeq, a predicted model, not a curated record
CCCAGUGGCUUUACUGGAGGAUAUGGCACAUGGAUCUCGUUCAGUCUGCCGUCCUGUACAGCGUAAUGACCCUCAUCAGCACCUAUCUGGUGGCUUUUGCCUACAAGAACGUCAAGUUUGUCCUCAAGCACAAAGUAGCACAGAAGAGAGAAGAUGCUGUUUCUAAAGAAGUUACUCGCAAGCUUUCUGAGGCAGACAACAGGAAGAUGUCUCGUAAGGAGAAGGAUGAGAGAAUUCUGUGGAAGAAAAAUGAAGUCGCAGAUUAUGAAGCAACAACUUUUUCCAUCUUUUACAACAACACCCUCUUUCUGGUCUUGGUCAUCAUUGCUUCAUUCUUUGUGUUGAAGAACUUCAACCCAACUGUGAAUUAUAUUCUUUCUAUAAGUGCUUCAUCAGGCCUGAUUGCCCUGCUAUCUACAGGAUCCAAGUAGACCAAA